AUGUCUUUCCUUCUCAGCAACUUAACAAAUGACUCUAACCUGUGGAAAGUAAGUCAGAAUUCUACGGACCUUGUGAAUUCGCCAGCAACUCUGACUCUUUCUCUUUUCUGCCUGAUAUGUUUAAUGACUCUCGCGGCUCUGGUGGGCAGCGUUUUCUCACUGUUUUCCCUGCUGACCAUGCAAAACAGAACUGUUGUGUCCUUGCUUGUGGCUUCCUGGUCUGUGGAUGAUCUCUUGAGCGUCUUUUCAGUGGCCAUCUUCAUGUUUUUGCAAUGGCCAAAAGAGACUCCAGGCUACUUCCAGUCCUUAUGCACCACCUCUGCCUUACUGUAUUUGUGCCAGGGCCUCUCCAGCAACUUGAAGGCAUCUCUUAUAGUCUUCUACAACUUUUAUACGAUGCACAGGACAGUGGCGAGUCAGUCAGCCUCCUUGCGAUCAGGACAGGUGCUUGGUGUGGUACUGACUGUGUGGGCAGUCAGCCUGCUGCUGGCCACGCUCCCACUGUGUGGCUGGGGCUUCUUCGUGCGCACGCCCUGGGGCUGCUUGACCGACUGCUCCAGUCCCUAUGUGCUGCUCCUCUUCGCCGUGUACGCUUCCGCCUUUGGGCUCCUGGCGGUUCUCUCCGUCCCUCUCACUCACCAGCUGCUGUGUUCGGAGGAGCCGCCGAGACUCCACGCCAACUACCAGGAAAUUUCUCGUGGCGCCUCCACUCCCGGGACUCCGGCUGCUGGGGGAAGAGUGCUCUGUCUGUCGCCAGAGAACGUUGCGAUCCCAGCUCUUAGAUGCGCUGGAGGAUGCUCCCCGAGCUCCGACUCGGUGCCUGGCCCAGGUCAGUCUGCUGCCUCCGGCUCCGGAGCCAGCAAGCGAGAGAAUCCCGGGACUCCCCAUGGCACCAGCAGCUUCCCCGUGAACCUGGCACAGAAACGCUUUUCUUUGAUCCUAGCGCUGACGAAAGUCAUCCUUUGGCUGCCCAUGAUGAUCCACAUGGUGGUAAAACACGUGGUGGGAUUUCAGAGCCUUCCGGUCGAUACCCUCAGCUUUCUACUAACCCUGCUGGCCAGCGUUGUAACCCCAGUGUUUGUCUUGUCCAAACGCUGGACCCACUUGCCUUGUGGCUGCAUCAUCAACUGCCAGCCAGAUGCCUACUCCGUUGAGUUCGAUGGGAAAAAGUCCAAGAGGAAAGGCUUUGAAUUCAAUCUAUCGUUCCAACAAAGUUAUGGAAUUUACAAAAUAUCACACGCAGAUUACUAUGAGGAUGAUGAAAAUUCCAUAUCCUAUCACAACCUGAAGAACUGUGAGUGCGAAGCUACAACGGAACCUGGGGGAGACAACCGCAAUGUCUUCAAUGCCAUUACAGUAGAAAUCAGCACCACGCCACCGGUGGACAGCACCACACUGUCGGGCGUCAACAAGUGCACCAAUACUUCAGACAUCCCAGAGGCCAAAGCCGGCUUGAACGGGGAAAAGAGCGCUUUUUCUGUUCAAACAGAAAGUGAUAUUAACUAUGAAGAAACCACCAUUUUUGAAGGUCCAGAAAGACGAUUGUCUCAUGAGGAGAAUCAGAAACCUGAUCUUUCAGACUGGGAGUGGUGCAGAAGUAAGUCAGAACGAACCCCUCGCCAGCGUUCCAGUGGGCUGGCUAUUCCCUUAUGUGCAUUCCAGGGGACUGUGUCUCUCCAAGCACCUACAGGGAAAACCCUCUCCCUAUCUACUUAUGAGGUCAGUGCAGAAGGGCAAAAGAUAACCCCAGCCUCCAAGAAAAUAGAAGUCUAUCGAUCGAAAAGUGUGGGCCAUGAACCCAACUCAGAAGAGACUCCCUCCACGUUUGCGGACACCAGCGUGAAAAUACACUUGGAGGUCCUUGAAAUCUGCGACAAUGAUGAGGCUUUGGACACCGUGUCAAUCAUCAGCAACAUCAGCCAGUCCUCAACCAAAGUCAGGUCUCCUUCUUUGCGCUACUCACGGAAGGAGAACAGAUUCGUCUCCUGCGAUUUAGGAGAAACUGCCUCCUACUCCCUCUUCUUACCCACAAGUGAUCCUGACGGUGAUAUCAACAUCUCCAUCCCAGACACCGUGGAGGCACACAGACAGAACAGUAAGCGGCAGCAUCAGGUCAGGGAAGGCUACCAGGAAGAGAUCCAGCUGCUAAACAAAGCCUAUAGGAAAAGGGAGGCAGAAAGCGAGCUUAGUUAGGGAUUAACCGGUCUUACAGGGUCAGACAGCUCUGCAACCCUGGACUGCAAAACUUGCCCUAGUCCUGAGACUCAUUUCCCUCUUCCUUCUAAUCAUGGGCUUAUAUAAGCUUUCCUGGGUCUUAGUUUUUGGGGUGACUUGCUGUAGUGCAUACAUACAGUGCAUUUCACACACUACUUAAAAAUCAUACACUGUGGUAAUUUAACAACUUUGUGUCUGGUUUCUCAAAACCUUCCUAAGCCAAAUCCUGAUCUAGUUUGCUAAUAUUUUGCCUAUUUAUGAAAAGAACAUACUGUUUUCAUGCAUGGGUUUCUGCACACAGGCUGCUUUUGACUGCAAGAGGGAAAAGUGAUGUUGUGGAAAUGGAAAAAAAAUACACCAAACUCUGAGUUGUAUCUGAAUGCAUAUUUACCUAAACACGUUUAGCCAAAUGAGCUUAUUUCAGUUACUGCUUUGCCUUUUCAGUGGUCUAGGAAGUAUGUUCUUGUAUAAUAAGGCAAAUUAGCUUCUAACAUGGAAAUUUAGAUGUAACCCUAGUCUAUUGUUACUUCAUUUAUUGUUAUAAAGUACAAGUAGUUUAGCAAGUGGUUCUGUUUGUUUCUCUUGAAUAUAUCAGAGGUAUUCUUUUGCCUAUUCACUGUGUCAAGAUCACUCUUAAAUAUUCUGUAUAUUGCAAAUGGCAUUAGAAAUAAUCUUUAAUUCAAACAUCUCUGGAAAAAAAGCUUGUUAGGUUUCUCUUCCUCCAACAAAUACCCGUGAUAUGCUUUAUUUAAACUCACGUGUUGUGGAAUAUUAGUUAAAGAUGAGUUACAUUUGUUUAUGCUGUGGAACAUUUGUUUAAUGGUGCAAAGAUGUGCUGUAUUUUUUUAUGUUGCAUUUGUUUAACUCUGUGAAGCUGUGUUACUUUGCCUUCUAAAACACCUGAUUGGUCUAAUAAAGAGCUGAAUGGUCAAUAGCUGGGCAGGAGAAAAGAUAGACAGGGCUGGCAGGCAGAGAGAAAAAAUAAGAGAAAUCUGGGAAGAGGAUCAAGGAGCAAGAAAAGAAGAAAAGAGAGGAGGACUCAGGGAGCUAGCCACCCAGCUACACAGCAAGCCACAGAGUAAGAAGUAAAAAAACAGGUGUAUAGAAAGAUAAAAGCCCAGAGGCAAAAGGUAGAUGGGAUAAUUUAAGAUAAGUUGGCUAGAAACAAGCGAAGCUGUAGCCAGACAUUUAUAAGUAAUAAUAAGUCUCCAUGUGUGAUUAUUUAAGAACAGGGUGGUGGGCUGCCCAAAGAGUAAAAAGAGUGAGACAACAACACUCAUGAUCUGUCUACUCUGUGACUUCUGGGAUGUGACACACGGUGAAAUGAGUUCAGGGAAGAACAUAAUCAAUCUCUCGCUUAUGAGAGCAAAGGAAAGGGACCAAGAUGUUCCAUAACCCUUUCUAGAACGUGUUGCCAUGGCUUAAAGACAUCCCAUUAGGCCCCACGUCCAUUUACCCCUCUCCUAAAAGUACUUUCCUGGGGACUACGACUCAUGAUAUUAACCUGUAGGGUCCAAAUUAGAGCAAGCCAUAACCAUCCUGCCAUCCCACAACUGUUCUAUUUCUUUGAAUGGAGACUGGGAGAAAGUCCUGUCACAUCCAAUCCUGAGAGGUACAGCACACCAGGGCAACAAGCUUCUGGCUAAAGAAGAGAAAACCCCCAAGUCUAACCACAGAAGUCUGUUCCUGUGCUGAAGAUUUCCAAGACUUGCUUUGCCAUUCUUGAAGCAUAAAAAAUUUACUUCAAAUAUUAUUUCUAGAUUAAGAACUUUAAGAUUUCCUCCCUAAGGACAAUGUGUUAUCUCAAACAAUAACCAAUUCAACUUGUAUUAUAUUAAAUGAUUACAAGGAAUACAGGACAAGAUUUAUUUUUCAGAUCACCUUAUCAUCAUACCACUGAUGUAUAUUUCAAAAGUGCUGAUAUUUUAAUUAUUUUCUAAUCUUAAUUUUAAAUAUUUAAAAUUAUUAUUUCCAUAUACUUUUAAAUAUAUUACCUAAAUAUUUAUUUACAAAAGUUCUUGUUUCAUGUGCUUAUAGAUUAUGCAUACCUCUAUUGUAGGCAUAUAUGUUAUUUACAGAUUAAAUUAAUUAUAUUUAGAACAGUUCAUUUUGGUUUCUAUUUCAUUAUACUGAGUUAAAACUCUUUUAAAAUUACUUUACAUGAAUAUUUAUAUUGUUUUGUUCUCCAGAAAGUAUUUGCCAUCAAAAAAAUUCUUCAAAAAUGAGUAUCUCAAAAUGAAUAAACAAAUACAUAAAUAAAUAAAUGGUAGUUGUGAUGGCUCAUGCCAAAAUUUCCAGCUUGAAAGAAACCAGAGAAGAGAUGCAAGUUCGAGCAAGCCUGGGCCUUGCAGUGAGUUUUAGGCACCUAGACUACCAAGUAAGACUCUGCCCCAAAAUAAAUAAAAUAUUGCAAGAAAAACAAUACAAUUCAAAUAAAAUGAUCUCAAUGAUUUUUUUCCAUCUCUAAUUACUACUCAAUACCUCAUUAUCUAAACUUAAGAAAAGGUAGUGUCACUAUUCAUGUUUAUCAAAACAGACCUACAAUGUUAUACAUAGCAUAUACAUUUCAACUUACAGGAUUUCUCAUUAUAAAUAUAUUGUUUUAAAAUGUUUUCACCAAAAUUGAGAACUAUUGAACACAAUGAUAGUUUGGCAACUCUGUCUGCUUAGCAUGC
Molecule: messenger RNA, 4889 nt
Organism: Chionomys nivalis (European snow vole)
Lineage: Eukaryota; Metazoa; Chordata; Mammalia; Rodentia; Cricetidae
Gene: Gpr149
Product: G protein-coupled receptor 149
Exons: 4
Coding region: 1-2193 (730 amino acids)
Biological process (GO): neuropeptide signaling pathway
Cellular component (GO): membrane; neuron projection
Molecular function (GO): G protein-coupled receptor activity; neuropeptide binding
Source: RefSeq, a predicted model, not a curated record